AUGUCACAUGAAGUAGACAUAUUUACCGUCUACUUCUUAGUUUGGCAAUUUGUUGGUCUUAUUUACAAAUGGCUCCAUCAAGAUCUACCGAUUAUUUCUUUUACUCUUCAUCAAAAAGCAACUUGCUUAUCUAUGGCAUUUUUAGCAUUUAUAACAUACGAGGUUGUAUUACGACCUCUACCCACAUAUGUUGGUUUUGCUUUCGUUUGGUUAAUGUCUGUUAUAGACAUUGUCGCCUGUUUUCAUCUAAAAUGUCGUGAGUAUGAUCCAAUAACGGAUGCACUGGCGGACGCAAUGUUAUUUGAUUAUCCAACAGCUCCACGUGGAUAUUAUUGCGUAUCUGAUAUCAACGAAAUGAACGAUGAUAUGGAAAAUGAGAACGAGUGUAAUUCGAUGAUUGGAUGGGGUGACGUUUUUGCCUUCGAUCUUUUAUUAUUAUUGGUUAUACCUAACAAUUAUUCGAUUACAAUAAGAGCAUAUACAGCAUUCGGCUGUAUAGUUUGCGCACAACUUGGUGAUCUAUGUACUAGUUUCAUGCAUCCCUAUACUGAUUCGAAUGAUUUGCCAGCUGUACCUCUUCCAACGAUUGCUGUCACUGCUUACGCAAUUGCCAUUAAUGCCAUCAUUGAAUAUUCAAAUCUUGACUGUGAAGAUCCGUUGAAAUGA
Molecule: messenger RNA, 666 nt
Organism: Rotaria socialis
Lineage: Eukaryota; Metazoa; Rotifera; Eurotatoria; Philodinida; Philodinidae
Source: the annotation of a GenBank genome assembly